Paramecium sonneborni is the source of this 907-nucleotide messenger RNA. The record is from the annotation of a GenBank genome assembly. Lineage: Eukaryota; Ciliophora; Oligohymenophorea; Peniculida; Parameciidae.
AUUUUAGAAUAAAAAAACUAUGAAAUAAGCUAUAUAAAAAGCUUUGAUUGAAAUAGCAAAUCCAAAAAAAGGAAAAGAAAUAUCUAAAUACAUGAAGAAUGUACUUCCUUUUAGAGGUUUAUAAUAACCAGAGAUUGCAAAGGUUUUCAAUAUAUUUAAAGAUGAAAUAAAAGAAAUGGAAGAUGAUUAAAAGUAUGAGAUAGCUGAUUUUUUAAUGAGAUAAGAAUAUGGAGAAGACAAAAAGAUAGCAUUAAUGAUAGCAGAAAAAAUGAAAUUUGAUUUUUAACGAAUUAAAUUAACAGAAAAAUGGUUUAUUGAUGGUCAUAUAAAAGAAUGGGCAACAGCAGAUACAUAUUGUGGAAGAGUAUUAAAAAGGUUUGUAAUAGAUAAGGAAAAUGCAAAAUUAAUGUUGGAAUGGGCAAAACAUGAGAAUUUAUGGAUAAGAAGAUCUAGUUGUGUAGGAUUUGUAACUUUAGCAAGAAAGAAAGUAUGUGACAUGGAUUUACUAUAUAAAAUAUGUUAAGAGAAUAUAAUACAUUAAGAAAGAUUUAAUUAAUUAGGAACAGGUUGGCUAUUAAGAGAAAUGUCAUUGGUUGAUUUAAAAGGAGUUAUAGAAUUUAUUGAAAAAAAUAUAAAAUAUUUUAGUAGUGAAGGUUUAAGAUAUGCUUAUGAGAAGAUGAUAUAAAAAGAUUAAAAUUAUUUAAAAAAUUUAUUAAAAUAGAAUGGUAAUAAAAAUAGCAAAAAAGAAGAAGAAGAUGAAGAAGAUGAUUAAUAGGAAUAGGAUGAGAAAAUAUCAAAAUAAAAGGAAAAAUAAGAUUAAGAGAGUGAUUAAGAUUUUAAAAUAAAAAAUUAUAAGAAAUAAAGGAGAACUUAAAAAAGGAAACUUUGAUUUAUAUAUAUAAAACAA